AGUGAACGGGCUUGGGCAGUUAGUUACCAUGGAAGCAGUAGCGGCGUCUUCUUUGUCUAUGCUUUCGUUAGGGAGUAUGAAAACUAGGAGCAGAGUCACACGGAACUGUCACGUGACUCCGAGGAAAGGUUGUGAUGUUUGGGUUAAGAGUGGAAGAAGAAGAAGAACAAGGGUGGGUGCUGUGAAUGUGGAAGAUGUAACCACAGUACUUGAUCGUGCUCCAGUGGAAGUCACCUGGCAAAUUGUGGUUGGAACUAUAGCUGGGGUUACCCCUUUUGUGGUGGCAGGGAUUGAAUUUAGCAAAAGAAUAAUAGCUCAAAAAAGAUGUGAGGAGUGUGGAGGGUCAGGGCUUGUUCUUAGGGAAAAGGAAUAUUUUCGUUGCCCUGAAUGUGGCGGGUUUCUUCCUUGGCAAUCCUGGAAAAGAUUCUUCUCCGGUUAAUUUCUACAGCAUUGUACAAAAAAACCAUACUUCAAUAUCAAUCACAACUUUAUUUAAGCCAAGAUUCUAUGUUUGUGGGAACAUUCUCUACCGUACACAAAUGUAAAAUACAUAGUAAAGCUAUUUGCAAUGAUUACCAACUACAAAAUUUAUUCGAUAUACACUGUAAUUCCUUUUUGAGAAAAAUGGUAUUUGCUA
This is a messenger RNA of Cajanus cajan (pigeon pea), 637 nucleotides long. RefSeq lists its product as uncharacterized. Lineage: Eukaryota; Viridiplantae; Streptophyta; Magnoliopsida; Fabales; Fabaceae. The record is from RefSeq and is a predicted model, not a curated record.